AUGGCCGAUCGGCACUUGCCCGACAUCGAUGAGCUGCUCGAAAAUGGGUUUACAACCGGCGUGCCACCGUCUGACUCAACAGAAUGUCCCAUCUGCUACAGGGAUUUUACUAACCCUGAGCUUACACCAGUAGCAACAAGGUGCCCGCAUUGGUUUUGCAGGGAGUGUCUCACCGCGCAUCUGCGGAGCGGCAUGGCCCAUGCUUAUAUGUGUCCGACCUGCCGCCGACCGCUGAUUGACGACGAUAAUAUCCAAGUAGCCGCCGCGCCAGUCGCUUAUCCUUUCGAUGAUUAUCUCGACGAAACUUAUGUACAGGAAGCCGACUCCGAUCCAGACUCCGAUAUGGACGACGACGAUGAGGAUCCGGAAGAAGAAAUAGUGACCCCCGAGGAUGACAAUGUGGCCACUGAUGAUGAGGAGGCUCUCACCGAGGAUGGCGAAUAUUCAGAAGACGAAGAGAUGGCCGCUGAUGAUGGUGAGGCUCCCGCCGAGGGUGACGAAGACUCAGAAGAUGAAGAGAUGGCCGACGAUGAAGAGAUGACCGACGAUGAAGAGAUGACCGACGAUGAAGUUGAAGACGAUAAAGUUGCUGACCCCGACUACAAACCCUGA
This is a messenger RNA of Ramularia collo-cygni, 612 nucleotides long. RefSeq lists its product as uncharacterized. The record is from RefSeq and is a predicted model, not a curated record. NCBI's taxonomy places the organism in Eukaryota, Fungi, Ascomycota, Dothideomycetes, Mycosphaerellales, Mycosphaerellaceae. The coding region runs from base 1 to 612 and encodes 203 amino acids. The transcript has a single exon.